Ceratina calcarata is the source of this 1142-nucleotide messenger RNA. RefSeq names its product COP9 signalosome subunit 8 (gene CSN8). The coding region runs from base 134 to 697 and encodes 187 amino acids. Gene Ontology annotation, biological process: protein deneddylation; COP9 signalosome assembly. Lineage: Eukaryota; Metazoa; Arthropoda; Insecta; Hymenoptera; Apidae. The transcript is spliced from 4 exons. The record is from RefSeq and is a predicted model, not a curated record. Gene Ontology annotation, cellular component: COP9 signalosome.
UCCUCGAGAUCCUCGAUGGUUCUCAGCUGUUUAGAUCUCUUGUUUGACACUUACUAUUUCAAUGUUGCUAAGUAUUUGUAACAGAAUUGUUUCUGUAUCGUUCUUUUCAUUGUGGAAAUAACGAAGCUUAGUCAUGGUACUGAACGAAGUAGACAAAUUUCUUAAUGAAUUAGAAAAAGCCGAAUUGGAGGCACCCGGUGGAAUUGCAACAGCGCAAACGUAUGCUCAAUUAUUAGCUGUAUACCUCUAUCAGAAUGAUCUAUGCAAUGCCAAAUACCUAUGGAAGCGGAUACCAUGCGAUCUCAAAGGCAGCAGUUCCGAACUCGCACAGAUCUGGGUGGUAGGGCAACGCAUGUGGCAAAGAGACUGGCCUGCAGUUCACGUUGCCCUUAAUACAGAAUGGAGCGAAGACGUUGCCGACAUUAUGGCUGCCUUAAAAGAUAACGUUCGAGAAAGAGCAAUCACAUUAAUAUCCAAGGCUUACUCAUCGUUGGAUUUAAUUGUGUUUGCAUCAAUGACUGGUUUAACGUUGGAAGAAGCACGUCGGGUUGCCAUCGAAAGAGGGUGGACAGUUGAUGGCACAAUGGUGCAGCCUUCGAAGAUCGAAAAAGAAGAGAGUAACCUCGCUAGUGAAGUCUGCCUUACGGAGGAUCAGUUGUACAAACUCACUCAAUUCGUGUCUUUCUUAGAGAACUGAACAAGCAACAGCGAGUCGUCAGUCAUGAAGCGCAUGCAAGACUUGAUCGACAGUACUUUAAAUUUAGUUUUACCUCGUAAUCAUAUUAUAUAAAGGAGGAAGUGUGCUUCAAAGGAGGCACCUGCGUCCCUUCCCUAAGUAUAUCUACCUACGCGUUCUGUCCAUUCAAUCGGAAGACUCAUUCGAUGAAGCUCGUUGCAAGCGUGGAGUCAACAACUCGAUUAAUCAAUAAACGGUUGCUGCGUGCAGGGGGAAACUGGCAUUUUCUAGAAGAACCAUCUUACUCGGGGAGAAAGAGAAGAAAAGAAUGAACGGACCCAGUUAUGAUUUUCUAUCUCAAUAUACAUACAUACGUUAGGAUCUACCAGUGUUCAUUUUAGUAUUAAAAUAUGCUGGAAUAAAUAAUACUUUCGUUGAAACUAAUAAACGUUACGAACCCCGUCAA